Papaver somniferum (opium poppy) is the source of this 1237-nucleotide messenger RNA. RefSeq names its product serine/threonine-protein kinase TIO-like. Gene Ontology annotation, molecular function: protein binding. NCBI's taxonomy places the organism in Eukaryota, Viridiplantae, Streptophyta, Magnoliopsida, Ranunculales, Papaveraceae. Bases 136 to 1059 code for a protein of 307 amino acids. The transcript is spliced from 6 exons. Gene Ontology annotation, cellular component: cytoplasm. The record is from RefSeq and is a predicted model, not a curated record.
GGGGGCGGAUGUCCAACUGGUGAUACUACCUAGAAGGCGGAAUAUAGGGAAUCAGAGACUGAAGUUAGAUCUCAGAAAGAGAACUUGUACCUUCAAUCCUCAAUCCAUAUAGGCGAAAUAUGGAUUGAGGCAAACAUGCCCAAGUAUGUUCAAGUUCUCCUAGAGGUAGGAGUGCCUGAUCGUAUUCUUAAGUGCUUGGAUUAUGUUAAGUCAAGAGAUUUAGGAAAACCUGUAGCUUUUUUGGCAAAGAUGGCAAGUGUUCGUCCCCUUGCACUUCAUCUUCUAGGGAAAGGUCUGUUGGAUCCAGGGAACGUGAGGAAAUUGCUCAACAGUUCAAACCCAAGGGAGGUUGUUUUGGAUAUUCUGAUGAUAAUUUCAGACUUAGCUCGGAUGGAUAAGGAUUUGUAUGAACACCUUAAUAGGGCAGAUCUCUUGGAGUCCAUGAAGACAUUCCUUAGCCAUGAAGAUCCAAAUGUACGUGCAAAAACUUGCAGUGCUAUAGGGAACAUGUGUCGGCAUAGCCCUUACUUUUAUAGCUCACUGGCAAGUCAACAUAUCAUCAGUCUCCUUAUAGAUCGCUGUGCUGAUCCAGACAAACGUACCAGAAAAUAUGCUUGUUUUGCUAUUGGUAAUGCCGCAUAUCACAAUGACCUGUUGUAUGAAGAACUUAGGAGAUCCAUACCUCUACUUACUAGUCUGCUGGUUUCGUCAGAGGAAGAUAAAACGAGAGCAAAUGCAGCUGGUGCACUGAGCAAUCUUGUCCGCAACUCUAAUAGGCUUUGUGAAGAUAUAAUCUCGAAAGGAGCCAUGCAGGCUCUGCUGAAGUUGGUUGCCGACUGUUCCACCGUAGCUUUGAGCCCGAGUAGAAAGGAUGCAGUAAAUGAAUCACCAUUGAAGAUUGCUCUAUUUUCAUUGGCAAAAAUGUGUUCCUACUCACCUUGUAGGCAGUUUGUCCGUUCUUCAGAACUGUUGCCCAUUAUUGGACGUCUUAAACAAUCCCCAGAUGAAACUGUUGCCAAUUAUGUGUCCAUUAUAAUCAAAAAAAUUGCAGAAGCCUGACAAGAUAUCUACAUUUUGAUCCGUGUACGCACACUCAUGCAAUAAGAAAAGUUUAUUUAUGUAAUUAUAUUCUAUAAUGUAUAUAGUAAAUUUUGCUGUUUAUUUUGUACACCUUGUUCUUAUUUUUCUGAAGAAUCAGAUUAAUCACGAGCACCUUAGAGUGUGUUGUUUGGUGGUA